Messenger RNA from Xiphias gladius (swordfish), 2620 nucleotides. It is a transcript of the gene tatdn2, whose product is annotated as TatD DNase domain containing 2. Bases 232 to 2382 code for a protein of 716 amino acids. Gene Ontology annotation, molecular function: hydrolase activity, acting on ester bonds. Lineage: Eukaryota; Metazoa; Chordata; Actinopteri; Istiophoriformes; Xiphiidae. The record is from RefSeq and is a predicted model, not a curated record. The transcript is spliced from 7 exons.
UUAAUGUGUCUAUUUUCGUUUUUAUAUCAGCAUUAGCACUUUGUUCUCAUUUCAUUUUAAAUAUAUGCGAAACUGAAUAAACGGUGCUAUAUAAUUUGCCUAGCCUUCAGUAGGCCAUGUCUGAGCGCUGAACAUUUCCUGGUAUGAAUGGAGCAGCACAGCAGGCCUUGCCCACUCAUCCAUCCAUUGCUCCAGUGAGUUGACCUCCAGACCAAUUUAAGGAUCCUAAACAUGGACAGCAGCAGAAAGAAGUUGACGUUCAAGUGGCUAAGAACUGCAGUCACCUCACCCACACAUCUAGAGAGUCGAGAUACUGGCUCAGACACAGCUUCACAAUGGAAUAUGUCGCCAGAUGCAGAUUCAAAAACUUUGCCCCUCAGACACUCUCCAGGACCUGAGGGCCUUGGAGCACUAAGUCUGGACACUCCCAAAAGAAAAGCAGGGGUUCUUAGUGAAAGCAGGCCCUCUUUAAGCAAAGUUAAGCUGAGGAAGCUCUCCAAGAAAAAUUAUGAGACAUUCAUAACUUCAAAGGAAAAACCUUUGGACGACUCAUCCAAGGAGCUGGAAUUCACAAAGAGCCAACAUAUAUCCCCACCUCCACCUCACUCUUUCAUCUUGAAAAAGAAAGAGCGGACACCUGAGGAGGGAUCAAAGGCUAUCUACAGGAUGGCAGUGAUUGCUGCCCUUGGCAGCACAAAAGCAAGACGCAAUAAUUCUGACAUAACCAGGACUGACACUAACAGCCUGUCUUUGCCACUUGUAUCAUCACCUGUGAAGACUGAACCGCCCAGUCCAGUCUCACUUGACAGAACUGUCUUGAAUAUUACCUUCUCCUCGAUCAAACCUGAGAAUAAAUCCGAAGACAACAGCACUAUCCAAGAAGAUGAGUGGGCCCCCCCUCCGGUGUUUGAGGAAGCAGGAGACCGACGUGACGACUGCGAGCCAAAUAAAGACGGAAGGAGUGUUGUGCUAAAAGAAGACGAUUCGCUCAAGAGAUAUGUGGUGCAGGACUAUAUGUUUGUAGAGGCAACCUCUCAAGACGAGAUAUUUGGUAUAGAAAAUGAGCCUGAAGCUGAAGACUGUGACUUGUCCCGCCCCGCUCUGGAGUACAUCCCAGAAUCUUUUCCGUGUUUCACAACUCGGGGAGCCCAGGGAGCUACAACUUCCUCUCUCUCCUUUUUGUCCACUAAUGAAACAACUGUGGCCAUCCAUGCAGCUGCUAAGGACAUGGAAAAUCCUUUCUCACCAUCACAGAGGACAGUUUUUGUCUCAUCCAAGCAGCCCCAACCACCACACACAGGCCCUUCAAAGGCACCCAGAGUUGAGACUGAGAAUUUUCGCUCCUCCAACGUUAUGGUAUAUUCGUCGGAUCGCUUUGAUUUGCCCCUGCGCUCAGAUAGAGGAGUAUCGAACUCUUACUUGAAGUCAACAAGCACGCGCAGGCAGUCGGAUGCUGGCUCUAACAUCCAUUACCCCCCCUACUCUUUUACUCAUGGUGGCACUCCUAAGAGAAGAUUUUCCCUGGGGGCAGAACCUGUGUGGACCAGUUACCGCUACCUGGACAAUCAAGUUGGUUUCAUAGACACACACUGCCAUAUAGACAUGCUCUAUGGAAAACUUGGCUUCCGUGGGACAUUCAGCAGUUUUCGAAGGCUGUACCAGAGCAGCUUUCCGUCAGAGUUUCAAGGCUGUAUUGCCGACUUCUGCAACCCAGGGAUCAUGGUGAAGGAGGCCCUGUGGGAAGGUUUGCUUACUGAAGACAUGGUAUGGGGGGCAUUUGGGUGCCACCCCCACUUUGCCAAAGAGUACUCAAGUGUCCAUGAACGCAACAUACUAAUGGCCAUGCGACAUCCAAAAGCUGUGGCAUUUGGUGAGAUGGGGCUUGACUACUCACACAAAAACUCAACUAACGCCUCCAGGCAAAAAGAGGUGUUUGAGCGUCAGCUGCGUUUGGCUGUGGCCAUGAAGAAGCCUCUGGUGAUCCACUGUAGGGAUGCAGAUGAUGACCUUCUGACGAUCAUGAAGAAGUGUGUUCCCAGGGAAUACAAAAUUCACAGGCACUGUUUCACAAACAGUUAUCCAGUGAUUGAGCCCUUCCUGACAGAGUUCCCCAACAUGUAUGUGGGCUUCACAGCCUUGAUCACCUACUCCAGGGCCACAGAGGCCCGAGAUGCUGUCCGCCAGAUCCCUCUUAACCGCAUUGUGUUGGAGACAGAUGCACCUUAUUUCCUGCCAAGACAGGUGAGCAAAGAUGUCUGCCGGUUUUCACAUCCUGGAAUGGGCAUCCAUACUCUGCAGGAGCUGAGCCUGCUGAAGGGAUUAGACAUGGCCAUGGUCCUCACCACCGUCCGAAACAACACCACUCAGCUCUACGGUAUAUGAUCUGCAGAGAUGAUGGUUAAAAUCUAGCAAGAAAGAAAAGACAGACUCAGAGUUUUGCAGCUGGCUUGUGACACAUAAACAUUUUAUGUGGCUUUUUGUUUUAGAUUUAUCAAUCCUCCAUGUAGAGAUGUUGGAGUAUGGAGGAGCAGCCUCACUUUAAACAACCUUGAAAGAUUUGCAAUUUGAUCUUUACUGACUAAAAGGCAAAAAAAAAAAAAAGACAAAUGAAAAUGUCUCU